GCCGACGAUAUGUUUUGGUAUUUUUAAUAAAAUAAAUUAGGUUUAAUGAAUUAAAAAAUACUACUUACCAAUCAGUUAAGAAUCUCACGUGUGGUUUGUACAUUAGUAUAAAUCACUAAGUUUAAAGUAAGACGUUAUGUACCUAAUGUAGAAUAGGAUUGCAUUUAUAUAGGUUUUGUGCGUUUUUACAACUAAUUAUCAAUCAGUAUUUUAACUAAGAUCUAUUUUAUAAUUAAAUAACUAUAAUAUCAAUACAAUGCGGUCAAAGAUAGUAAUCGGGUUAGUUUUACUGCUGUGUGUGUUUGCGGUUUUUGCCUUGGGACAGAUCUACCACCAGCUUGUGGCUGCCUAUGAAGAGGUUGGCACACUAUCGGAUUCUGAGUACUCAUGGUGUUUCAGAUUAUUGUUAAAUCUUAUUGGAUACUCCACAGUGCUAUUGCCCUGCUAUGUUUUGUAUAAGUAUUUGGAGAGGACUAAAUAUUUUGACAAGAUUACAAACCAGACGUGGGUCUCGCGCACGCUGUUCGCGUGUUUCCACGAGCAGGAGCGCUUGCCGGAGUCCGUCAAGCCGGCGAAGGGGGAGGAGAGCCCGCAGCGGGAAGGCCUCGAGCUGGCUUUCUGCUUUACCGGGCUCAUGGGCGCCUACCUGGUGUGGGGAUUGCUGCAAGAGAAGAUCAUGACACAGAACUACGAGAUGGCGGACGGCUCGCUGGUGCGGUUCCACGACUCGCAGUUCCUGGUGUUCAUCAACCGGCUGCUGGGCUUCGCCAUCGCGCUGGCGCGGCUGCUGUGCAGCGGCCAGCGCGUGCUGGCGGCGCCGCUCUACAAGUUCUCCUACUGCUCGCUCACCAACAUCGUCAGCGCCUGGUGCCAGUACGAGGCCCUGAAGUACGUCAGCUUUCCCACGCAGGUGCUGUCGAAGUCGUGCAAGGUGAUCCCGGUGAUGCUGAUGGGCAAGCUGAUCUCGCGCAACAAGUACGAGCCCUACGAGUACGGCACGGCGCUGCUCAUCUCCGUGGGCAUGAUGCUGUUCAUGUUCGGCAGCCACGACCAGCCGGCCGGUACGCAUGCGCUAAAAAAAUAUAGAAUGGAAGACCAAGCGUGGGGCGCGCCGGGCGCGGCGGGCGCGGCGCUGCUGGCGCUGUACCUGUGCUGCGACGGGUUCACGGCGGCGUGGCAGGGCGCGCUGUUCCGGCGCCACGCGCUGCGGCCGCUGCAGAUGCUGUGCGGCGUCAACCUGUGCUCGUGCGCGCUGGCCGCCGCCGCGCACACGCCGCCCGCGCCGCGCCUGCUGCAGCACCCCAUGUUCGUGACGGACUGCGCGCUGCUGUCCGUGAGCUCGGCGCUGGGCCAGCUGCUCAUCUACCGCACCAUCGCGCGCUUCGGCCCCGUCGUGUUCACCAUCAUCAUGACGCUGCGACAGGCGGUGUCGAUCCUGCUGUCGUGCGCGGUGUUCGGGCACGCCGUGUCGGGCGCGGGCGUGCUGGGCGUGCUGCUGGUGUUCGGCGCCGUGCUGCUGCGCGUGCGCUGCCGCCGCAAGCCGCAGCCGCAGCCCGCCUAGCCGCAACCGCAACCGCAGCCGCAGGCCGCCUAGCCGCGGGAGCCAUCCUCGAAGAGUGCGCCUAGCUGGCCUUCAUCGUAAGCUCCGGACUCGCUGGCUCCGUACAGAUGCCAAAUGCGACGUACAAGUGUCUCCAAAACUAAUAAUAACGUUUUUGGUAAUUUCAAGUUAUAGUUCCUCGGACACUCUUAUCACAGCUUCACACAGACAAAAACAAAGUAACCAAAGACUGUCCAGUGGUACUAAUAGAGCUCAGCGCUGUAACUUUCCAAUAAACUAAUAAUAUAAUUCUCUGCUAAACUUACUUGUGAAAUCGUGACGUUAGUCAUCUUUAUGAAAGAAAGAAAGAAUUUGUUUUUAUAUAUGGCAACACUGCACAUCGUAUUUAUUUAAUCUAAUCAUUAUAACAUUGCCAUUCGGUCUUCACAGUCAAAAACCACAAGUGGGUAGAGAUAGUAAUUUGAUGUUUGUAUUUGGUGCCUUGAGUUACACUUUCACGUAACGCACACAUUCCAAACUCCGUGACAUUUCUAGUGGCCUCUAAAAGAGUAGGAAACGUACACCUUUUUAAGGAACCAUUUCAACGACUUUCUUGCCUGCUUCUCUUCUUUAUAUAUUGGAUGUCUUUCUUUUUAAGCCCAGGCUUCAAGUUUUCACAGAUGCCACUGUAGCACUUAGCUAGGUACAUACAGACCGGAUUACUGAUGCGAGUAGGCAACCACUAGGUAGGUAGACUGAUAAUAAUGAUUUAAACUGAAAUUACCAAUACAUUGUCAAAGGCACAAAAUACAGAUAAUAUUAAAAUUAUUUUUUUGUUUAUAAAAUGUAUUUUAUCUAAGUUUUACUUUGAAAGCUGCUGUAGAGUUGUCAAUUGACUGUCGGAAUGCCUGACGUCAGUUAAAACCACCCGGCAGUCUGGUGUCAGAGGUUACUUUUUGGAAUUCAUACAGAUGUUUUUUUAAUUCAUACAGAUGUUAUUAAAUCAAUGUGGUUUGUCUGUUGAGUAAAUCAGAGGGGAUGAAAAAAAAGAAUUGUGUGGUUAUUACGACAUUGAGUGUUUUAAGGUUGACAAUAAAUGUUUCAGAAUCUUUAGUAAAAUAUUUAAAGCAUGGGAGUAGAUGCAACCUAUUAUAUUUUCCUAUUCAAUAUAUUAUUUAUAUUUUGUCUCAUAAUCGAACGCACAGUCGUAUUAAAUGUUAAACCUAGUACUAAACCUAAGCACAAGGUUUGCUCGCUUGCAAUCCAGGAAUCUUUUUCAAGUAUGGAAAUACUUGAACAUCGCAGUAAAGUAGAUCUUAUUCAUCUUAAUA
Messenger RNA from Pararge aegeria (speckled wood butterfly), 2871 nucleotides. RefSeq names its product adenosine 3'-phospho 5'-phosphosulfate transporter 1 (gene sll). Lineage: Eukaryota; Metazoa; Arthropoda; Insecta; Lepidoptera; Nymphalidae. The record is from RefSeq and is a predicted model, not a curated record. Gene Ontology annotation, cellular component: Golgi membrane; endoplasmic reticulum membrane. Gene Ontology annotation, biological process: transmembrane transport. Gene Ontology annotation, molecular function: 3'-phosphoadenosine 5'-phosphosulfate transmembrane transporter activity. The coding region runs from base 257 to 1561 and encodes 434 amino acids. The transcript is spliced from 9 exons.